AUGACCUCCAUCCGGAGCGCGGGGGGCGCGCUGCCGCCGAUCCGGCUGGCGGUAGAGCGCGCGCGCCAGGAGGUGCUCCGGCGCGAGCUGGACGGGUGCCAGCUCCUGGCGGGCAUCUGGUGCCACGGCUUCACGGUGGCGCAGCUCCGGAGCAUCCGCGCGUCGCUGCCGCCCACGGCGCGGCUGGUGGUGGCCAAGAACUCCGACCUCGCGGCGGCGGUGGAGGGCACGCGGUGGGCGUCGCUCCGCCCCGUCGCCCGCGGCAUGAACGCCUGGCUCUUCGUGCGCUCCGACGAGAUCCCGCCCGCGCUCCGCCCCUACCGCGACUUCCAGAAGGAGUGCAAGCUCCAGCUCAACGACUUCACCGGCGCCGUCUACGAGGGCCGCCUCUACGGCCCCGACGACUUCGCCAAGCUCGAGGCCAUGCCCACCAGGGUCCAGUCCUACCAGUACCUCCUCGGCUGCCUCCAGAUGCCUGCCGUCUCCGUCCUCGCCGCCCUCAGGGCACGCCAGGAGGCCAUGGCGAACCCGCCUGCCGAGGACGCCGCGCCCGCCGCCUCGGAGCCGCAGGAGAAGUGAUCAAAGGUUUCUCUGUUACAACACUUGCAGCUUAAGAGCAGCUCCCUUCUUUCUUUCUUUUUUGCAGAUUUUGAAUCCAACAAUGUAGUGGACAACACCUAGAAAUUCAUCAUAAAGGAUCCGAUGUAUCAUCUGUUCAUGACCUGACAUUGGAAUGUGAAGAAAUGUCUUGCUCAAAUGCCAAUGAUGACGAUUCAGACUUUAGUUUGUACCAGCAUUGUAUUGCUAAAUUUUUUCCAUCUUCUUCACUUGUGUGAUUAUGAACUAGAGCGAUUCUGCGAGGACGUGUUGUGGUGUGUACUGAUCCGUCGACAUCACAGUUUUCUUUGU
Lolium rigidum is the source of this 909-nucleotide messenger RNA. RefSeq names its product 50S ribosomal protein L10, chloroplastic-like. Gene Ontology annotation, molecular function: structural constituent of ribosome. The coding region runs from base 1 to 579 and encodes 192 amino acids. The transcript has a single exon. Lineage: Eukaryota; Viridiplantae; Streptophyta; Magnoliopsida; Poales; Poaceae. The record is from RefSeq and is a predicted model, not a curated record. Gene Ontology annotation, biological process: translation. Gene Ontology annotation, cellular component: large ribosomal subunit.